AUGGAUAUAUUUGUAGCCAAACUUGUCAAAUAUGAUACUGAGCUUAAAGAGUUAGUAGAAGAGUACUUAGAGAAUAGUAUUUUCACUAUGGGGGUUUGUAAUCAUACGACGUUGACGUAUUUGACCUUGAAAACCAAUUUGGAAUUUACUGAUACUCAAUAUAAGUUCAUGUUGGGAUUAAAUGAUACUGCUACUCAUCAAUUGAUGUAUCAUGGGAUCCUUGUGCAUAUUAAGAUUGUAGCCAAUGAAUUGUUUAAGUACUUCAAAGUGUCAAAUCUUCUAGAACUCCCUUUGACUAAUAUUAAAGAUAUAGUGUACCAAAUAGGAUUGAAUUUCAAGGAUAUGUUUUUUGUGCCCAUCACCACCACAGUGUACCAGAGUUGGAGUAGUCCUCUGCCGGUGGUGAGAUACAUUUCCCGGUUCAAUGAGAUGUGGAUAAUCACCAGUCUUCUUAAUCGAGAGUAUGGGAGGAUUGGUAAUAGAGGUCAAUAG
Yamadazyma jaroonii is the source of this 492-nucleotide messenger RNA. NCBI's taxonomy places the organism in Eukaryota, Fungi, Ascomycota, Pichiomycetes, Serinales, Debaryomycetaceae. The record is from the annotation of a GenBank genome assembly.